AUGGAAAAUUUUUCGCAAAAGUACUACCUAUACUUACAUAAGGACAUUUGGAAUAGUGACGUUCCAAUUAUAUUGGAAAAACUAUCUAAGGCUAUGGCCGUAGGGAAUGGAAUUGAAUCAACUUUAUGUAAUAACAUUAAUGGGAAAAGUACACCAACUGCCGAAGAAAAAAAGGCAUGUACUUACAUUGUUCGGGGUUUAAAACAUAUAUAUAGUAUUACAGAGGGUUCGCAGGGCACUUCUAAUGAGCACAAAAAAAAUUACAGAAUAUUUAAACAAACUAUGGCCUGUCUAAUAUUGAAUGAAUAUGGGAAACUUCUUGGGGAACAAUCAUGCAUAGAAGAGCAGGACGUACAAAAAGUUUUUACUGGUGUAGGUAAUCUUCACGGAGAUGCGUGUACGGAGAAAUCAUGUGAUCAAUGUAAUUGGGACCCAUGUUCAAAUUUUAGCAUUGGACAGAAGAACCAACGGGAAGAAAUAAAGAAAAAGCUCCUAGAGAAGAAGGAAAUACAGGAAACUCUAAAUAACAUAUGUCAAUCGAAACCACCUCCCAACCUUGGUCCACAACCUGCCAAACCAGCCGGCACUAAACUGACAGUUAAGAGUAACUGUACAAUCAUAGGAUUGGAGGAAAAUGAAGAAGUUAAACAAAAUGUGGGUAUAUGCAGCACAGUACAAACUGUGCUUAAAGUGAAGAUAGUGUCCAAGAGCCAAACAUGGGAUACGGUACUCACUGCAUUUUCAAAUAAUCCAAGUGAUGCUGAUGGGAAAGAUAUAUAUAAUAAGUGGGAAGGAUAUAAAAGUGUAUGUGAGAACCAUGCAAUAACGGAUGGGGAGUGGACAGAAGUGGAGAAGAGUUUCUGUAAAAUUUUAAUAAGGAAUUUAUUAAUAGCGAAUGAGAAGAAAUUCCAGUGUGAAAGUCAUAAAACAGAAAUUCCAGGGAAGUACUGUGUAACGAAGUGUGAUUUGUUGAAUAUGUGGCUCUUGUACGUGAAGGAUCGUUGUGUAAGUAGUGAUGUUAUUAAGUAUGCGUAUGAAGCAAUGUAUGCUGUGGAAGAUAAUUUAGGACAAGGGGGGACAGGUGGACUAUGUAAGUACGGAGAAUUUGAUAAUCUUCAGAGAGAUAAUGGUGACGUACUGAAUACGGUCACCAGUAAAAUGAUAUGUGAUGGAAAAAGGGGAAAAUUGGGGAAUAUACACCAUAAAGGAUGGUGCACUGAUAGUAACAGGAAAUAUACGAAGAACCUACUUCCAGGCGCGGCCCGUACUGGUAGUGCAGGUGAAGAAAGUGGAAAAGGGAAAUUACUCUUAGAUAAAUUAGAUGAAAUGGAGCAGAAAGUGAAGGAUCAAUUGGAAGUAGUGAAGAAGGAAGUUGAAUCAGCAUCAUCCAAACCAGGAGCACCCCAACCUGGUGGAGCAUCAUCUCCAGGUGGCUCAUCCUCCUCACGUGGUGCAAGUCCUAAGACUCCAUGUGAACGCAUAAAAGAAGCAGAGGACACAUGGAGGAAGAUCCAAAAAACCUGGAACGAGGGGAAAUUUUGGGGGGACACUAAGGCCAGGAUUGAUGGACUUGCCAGGGACAUACCUCAAUCGAAAGCGCAGGUGGACAAUUCUUGCGGAGACAUGGAGAAGGAUGAUGGUACACAUGAUGGUCCAAACAGGCGAGCAUGUCAAUACAUUAAGGGGGGAUUGGGCAGUAUAUACAAUAUUACAAUAGAUUCGGGGGAUACAGAUGCCGAAGAUAACUGGAAAUUUAAAAGAAUUAUGGCAUGUGCAGUGUUAAAUUUAUAUGCUGAUAAAAUCAGGGACACGUGCCCUAGCACGGAGGACAGCAUAAGCAAGGCCUUUAUGGAUGGACAGAAACUGAAGAACAAUGCAUGCCCCACGGGUACUACUUGUGAGGAAUGCAAAAGGGAGGACUAUGCAACUUGCAAAAUAGACAAUCAAGAAAUAAAGGAUAAGUUGGGUGGUAUGAUCCAAGGGAAUAGUGAACUGAUGGAAACAAUAACUUCUAUAUGUACAGUCAACCCACCUGGUGGCAAUGUCAAACCAGCUGCCACUAAACCAGCAACUACGAGACCUCCUGUUGUUCAAGAGACGAAAAAUUCAUCGGCGAAGCAGCCCAAGGUAGAUAGUACUGGGGAAGAUAAGUGUAAGGAUAGUCUUAAGAGUGCCAGUUUUAAGAGCACUUCUCAGGCUGUCAGCUUAAGUGCAGGGUGUAUGUCUGAUUCAGAUUUAGGACUGAGUGAAGAUGCUAAGAGAAUGUUGAAGAAACAGGAUGAUGAAGAGAAAGAUCGUGCUGCUGCUGGUCCAGGUGGUACUCAAUCUAGUGCUGCCUCUCCAGUAGCUGGUGCUGGUGACGAUGGUGUACCGGGAGGUUUAGUACCAGGUGCUGGUGGUGUUGCACCGGGUGUUCCAGGGGUAGGUGGUAUUCCCGGACAACCUGCUUCCGUCGAAAAUUCUACUUCACAGACUGUAGAUCCAGAUGGAAAGGGGAAGGAUGGCGUUACACCAAUUCAAGACCCACAGAUUAUAACUAAUGGUCAAGUUCCUGAUACUACGCCCAGUCUUUCGCCUGCCGGCACAUUACCACCUGCGCAGGGGCUAGAUACUGUAACGGAAACUAUACAAACACAUACAACAUCACAUUCACCAGGACCAAGACAGAGGAAGGGAAGUUUACCAUCCUUCCCUAGGAAUUAUUUUUUCCUCGGUAAAGAAAGACGUCGUUACAAAAGAGCUCAUCAAGUAUCUGCUCUUCCCCCCUCAGAAGAACAACUGCUUGAUCAUGUGGACCAACCUGGUCCGCAUGAAUAUACCUUAGUAAAGGAACGAAAACAAUCAAGAUCCGUUCCAACUGGAAGAACGAAGAGGCUCAAAAAACUGGGUGCCCUUCAACGUACUAUUAUUGAUAUUCAUUUAGAAGUCUUAGACGAAUAUCAAAAAGGGGAAGUCCAUUUGAUGAAGGAAGAGUUUUUUGAAAUUUUGGUUCAAGAAUUUAUGGGAAGCGAAUUUAUAAAAGACAAAAAUGUUCCUAAGGAGGAUUUUCUUAAGGAACAGGUUCCAAGUUCAGAUUCCGAGUUUAGGGAGGAUGACUUCGUUCCAAAGGAAGGUAUUCCUGAGGAACAGGUUCCUUAG
Molecule: messenger RNA, 3138 nt
Organism: Plasmodium coatneyi
Lineage: Eukaryota; Apicomplexa; Aconoidasida; Haemosporida; Plasmodiidae
Product: SICA antigen
Exons: 6
Coding region: 1-3138 (1045 amino acids)
Source: RefSeq, a predicted model, not a curated record